Bombyx mandarina (wild silkworm) is the source of this 1579-nucleotide messenger RNA. RefSeq names its product zwei Ig domain protein zig-8. NCBI's taxonomy places the organism in Eukaryota, Metazoa, Arthropoda, Insecta, Lepidoptera, Bombycidae. Gene Ontology annotation, biological process: synapse organization. Gene Ontology annotation, cellular component: neuron projection membrane. The record is from RefSeq and is a predicted model, not a curated record.
UCCGAUCAACACAGUUCUUGGCGGUGUAUGUGCUUUUUGUAUGAAAUGCUGUGAUUUCCGUAUGAGUGACGUCAAAUGAUGUGUUGUGUGUUCUGGAGGAUCGUACGACGGACUCUUUGAUGUCAGAAAAAUGAUGAAAUGGAAACGUACAGGCGGAAUGGGAAUACAGCUAGCUGCAGCAGUGUUCUGGAUGCUGCCUUUGAUCACGUCUUCAACGGGAGAUAUAAGGCACCACGGAGCGUCGAGGGCAAGGGGUUGGCGUGCAGGGACCCAGCAAACUGUUGAAACGGCCGCCAAUAACUCGGUCAGCAACAUCACUGCACAACUAGGCGGAACCGCCUACCUCCACUGUUUAGUUGGGCAUCUCAGCGAGAGAGGGCAAGUCUCCUGGAUCAGGAAACGUGACUGGCACAUUUUGAGCUCCGGGAAAUUUACUUACACGAACGACGAGAGAUUUCAGGUCUUACACGGCGAAGGUUCUGAAGAUUGGACUCUGCAGAUUAAGUUUGUUCAAAAGAGAGACAAUGGUACUUACGAGUGUCAGGUGUCAACAAGAACUGGGAUAGUGUCGCAUUACGUACGUCUCCAGAUAGUGGUUCCGGAGGCCUUCAUUCUUGGCUCCGGAGAACACCACGUCGAUCUGGGCAGCGUCAUCCACCUCAUAUGUAUCGUGGAGAAGAGUCCAACACCCCCGCAAUACGUCUUCUGGUACCAUAAUGACAGGAUGAUAAACUAUGAUGCUACAAGGGGUGGGAUCACAGUGGAGACCGAGCCUGGUGCCCGUACCCAGUCCAGACUCACAGUCAGAGGCGCAACACUCAAAGAUUCCGGGAAUUACACAUGCAGCGCUAGUAACACUGAGCCUGCUUCUAUACACGUUUUCGUGUCGGAGGGAAGUAACAAAAUGGCGGCGAUACUUCGGCGCAACACGAGCGCGAUCCACGGGAUCACCACUAGCGCCACCUGUCUGCUCCUUCUGGGCACAGCGCUCAUGCACUAUGGUUUGCGAUGACGUCAAUAGACCAAACACUCAUUAGAUAUAGUUCUAAUAGGCUCAAUACAAACAAUGCUCGAGACAUCACUUGACAUAACAGUGUAUAACUGACAAUAGUAAAAUUGUUGUUGUUUACUUGCCACGUUUCAUAGUUGUUCAUUUGAAAUACCUCUAAGGUAUGUGUUGAACUUAAAAUUAUGAAUUUAUCUAUACUUUAUUGCUCUAUCGUUUGAAACAUUCCUACUCUCUUUGACUUUGACAAUUAAGAAAAUAAGUUUUUGUAAUUUACGAUAUAAAACUCUUGUGUAGCGGUGUUUGUUGCCAAAUUCCUGCGAAAUGGUUAAACCGAUUCUUAUGAAAUUUUGUGUGCAUAUCGCGUAGGUCUGAGAAUAGGUCAACAUUUAUUUUUCAAACCCUUAAAUAUUGAAGGUGGUCUACGCAACAAAAAAUAUUUCCUAGAAAUUAUAUAUAUGGCAAAACAAAGUUUGCCGGGUCAGCUAGUUUUAGAAUAUAUUAUUAACACAGGUACCCAGUUCUAUGAAGAUACACUCAUUAAAUUAUAUUAAAAACAUAAUUGGUCUAAUU